AGUGGUCUAUACACUUUCUGAUUCAGCAUUCAGAAACAUUCUAGGUGGACUCUGUAGCUUUCAGUUUUGUGAAGUUAUCAGAAAAACAUCGGGAGGGUUUGGCCAUCAUAUGUGAGCUUUGUGUUUCAAUGCCAGUUACUCAGGAUUAGUAAAUUAAUGACUGUCCAGAGGACUUCAGGGUCACCAAGCUGCUGCACCUGCCAUUGGCUGACUCUCCCCGGCUAUCUGUGGCUGAGAUGGUGCUGCUUAGGUCACGCAGAGCAUGAGCUGCUGCUGAAAGGGCACAGGAGAUGGCCCUUGGGCUUCUCAUCCCAGGAUGCCUGCCCUGCCCACCAAUCCAUGAGAAGAUAUGUAUGAUUUCAGUAGGCCCUGGAUCAGCUUGUCACCUCUGGUUUCCUGUUUGCUUUCCACUCACUCAGCUGGAGUUUCAUUUCCAGACUAAAGUCUUCAUCAUUGGCUUCAGAAACAGCAUUCAUCUGUGGCUGUGCUGAUGUAGUACACCAAGAACAACUGGGCUCUUCUCUGUCACUUUCAGUGGGCUACCUUCCCUCACCUCUCCAAGCAGCAUGAAAGAAUUCUUUACAUUUUUAAUCUCUUUUUUGUUUUUCCCUGAAAGUAUGCUUUGGUGCUUAAAGAGAGAAGUCACAAAAGUAUACUACUGAGUUUCCUGGAGAUGAAAUCCUGUUGUCCCUAGCUACAUGAAUGAGCACAGGGAUCCCUGAUGCCAUUAUUUUGUAUAUUCAUACGGCACACACUUACUGAGGGCCUUCUGUGUGCCCUAGGGGAUUGAGCACAGUGACAUAUCAGGGCAGGUAGAAACAGAUGGAGAGCUGAUGCGGGCUCUCUUAGAGCAGCUGCCCCAGGAGGCCCCUGUGGAUGGAUGUUGGGCAGGAGCCCUGAGACGUUAGGGGCAUAUAACUAAAGGACAUAGCAGGAGUUAUAGGAGGAGCUGAUCCCUGAGGGAAACAAUGAAGAGGGAGAAGAUGGGGCUAAAGUUUGAAUUGUGGGGACAUUAAUCACAGUGAUUCUUAAAACUUUGCUGUUGAUGAUUUUCAAUGGAGAAAAUGAGUACGUAAGAUGUUAUUUCCCAGUUCAGUAUAUUGGUUGCCCACAAAGUAUUUUCCUACCAUGAAUGGUCAUAUAUACUUGUUGUAGAAUACCAGGGACAGCAGAGAUGGUGGGGUGGUUACUUCCUUUUCUUACAGCCCAAGAACUUUGGUGUCCAGGAAAUUGACCAGUUUAGCCACUGAGCAUUUAAUACAACACAGGGCUACCCAGAUCCCACUGUCCUGAUUUGCCCUGAAAGCCAAAGGAGUUAGGAGAAGGUGAGUGGAGAGAAUAUAUUAAUCCUGAGAGUUGAACAGAGCAAAAAUCCCUAUUACUUUUGUACUUAAAACAUCUCUGCCACAUGUGCUCACUCUUUAUAUUCUGUUUAGGUGGUUUAUAUGUGCACAUCCCAUCCUAUGCCUGCAGUUAGCCAAUGCAGGGUUUAUAUUGCCUCCUUUCUUUUUUUCUUUUUCUUUUUUUUUUAAGAGAUGGGAUCUCAUUCUAUCAUGCAGACUGGAGUGCAGUGGUGUGAUCACAGCUCAUUGUAACCUCCAACUCCUGGACUCAAGUGAUCCUCCUACCUUGGCCUCUCUGGUAGCUGGGACUACAGGUGCAUGCCACCACACCCACCUAAUUUUUUUUAUUUUUAUUUUUUGUAGAGACAGUCUCACUAUCUUGCUCAGGCUAGUCUUGAACUCCUGGGCUCAAGUUAUCUUGCUGCCUCAGCCUCCCAUGGGUAAUUUUUAUUUCCUUUUUUUUUUUUUGGAGAUGGAGUUUCGCUCUUGUCGCCCAGGCUGGAGUGCAAUGGCACGAUCUCGGCUCACUGCAGUCUCCACCUCCUGGGUUCAAGUGAUUCUCCAUCCUCAGCCUCCUGAAUAGCUGAGAUUACAGGCAACUGCCACCAUGCGCGGCUAAUUUUUGUAUUUUUUUUUAGUAAGAGAUGGGGUUUCACCAUGUUGGCCAGACUAGUCUUAAACUCCUGACCUCAAGCGACCUGCCUGCCUUGGCCUCCCAAAGUGCUGGGAUUACAGGCAUGAGCCGCUAUGCCUCGUCGCUGAUUUUUAUUUCUUAUUUUUUUUUUAGAGAUGGGGGUCUCACUAUGUUGCUCAGGCUGAUCUCAAACUCCUGGCCUCAAGUGAUCCUCCCACCUUAGCCUCCCAAGUUGCUGGAAUUAUAAGUGUGAGCCACUAUCCCUACCUCACUAUUACCUUCUUUGCUUCUCUUGUUUUCUUUUGUUCUAAGUCAAACCCAUCACAAUCUUUUCUUGUCCUUCCAGGUGUUUUCCAGUGCUGUGCCCUGGAUGUGCUCUCUUUCUCUUAGAGCCCAGAGAACUUGCUUUUCCCCCUUAUAUAUGACCCUUAACUUUUUCUAACACAUUAUUAAGGGCCUGUGUCUAUCAGCUGGGGGCACUUCUUGAAGGGAGGGCCUUUGUGUGGUCUGUUUCUGGUGACUUCCAGCUUUAACCCAGAGCCUCAUGAUUGCUGGGUGCCCAUAGCCUUUUUGCUGAAUGGAGGCACUCAGUCUCCUUGGGAAGAGAGAAUCCAUGAUAGACCCACUUGGGAGCUCCCCACUUCAGGGGCCUACACACUGGUAAUGCAACAGAAUGCCCAAGAGUGACCUCAUAAAGCAAGGAUUCCCUUUGUGGCCCCUUCUCUGCUGCCUCUCAGAAUCCAGACGCUAAGGAAAAUCCCUAAGCAGAGAUUUUCUGUUGGAUGCUAAAAGCAAGGAAUAAAAGUUGAAAAUUUGGAAAAUGUCUCAACACCGUCACCAGCGCCACUCGAGAGUCAUUUCUAGUUCACCAGUUGAUACUACAUCGGUGGGAUUUUGCCCAACAUUCAAGAAAUUUAAGAGGAACGAUGAUGAAUGUCGGGCAUUUGUGAAGAGAGUCAUAAUGAGCCGUUUCUUUAAGAUAAUUAUGAUUAGCACUGUCACAUCGAAUGCGUUUUUUAUGGCCUUGUGGACCAGUUAUGACAUAAGGUACCGCUUGUUCAGACUUCUUGAGUUCUCGGAGAUCUUCUUUGUGUCCAUCUGCACAUCUGAGUUGUCCAUGAAGGUCUAUGUGGACCCCAUCAACUACUGGAAGAACGGCUACAACCUGCUGGAUGUGAUCAUUAUCAUCAUUAUGUUUUUACCCUAUGCCCUCCGCCAGCUCAUGGGCAAACAGUUCACUUACCUGUAUAUCGCUGAUGGCAUGCAGUCCCUGCGCAUCCUCAAGCUUAUCGGCUAUAGCCAGGGCAUCCGGACGCUGAUCACCGCCGUGGGGCAGACAGUCUACACCGUGGCCUCUGUGCUCCUCCUGCUCUUCCUCCUCAUGUACAUCUUCGCUAUCUUGGGCUUCUGCCUGUUUGGAUCUCCAGACAAGGGUGACCAUGAUAACUGGGGGAACCUGGCUGCGGCUUUUUUCACCCUCUUCAGCUUGGCCACGGUUGAUGGCUGGACAGACCUGCAGAAGCAGUUGGACAAUCGGGAAUUUGCUUUGAGCCGGGCAUUCACCAUCAUCUUCAUCUUGCUCGCCUCUUUCAUCUUCCUCAACAUGUUCGUGGGUGUGAUGAUCAUGCACACAGAGGACUCCAUCAGAAAGUUUGAGCGAGAGCUGAUGUUGAAGCAGCAGGAGAUGCUCAUGGGAGAGAAGCAGGUGAUUCUGCAGCGGCAGCAGGAGGAGAUCAGCAGGCUGAUGCACAUACAGAAAAAUGCUGACUGCACAAGUUUCAGUGAGCUGGUGGAGAACUUUAAGAAGACCUUGAGCCACACUGACCCAAUGGUCUUGGAUGAUUUUGGCACUAGCUUACCCUUCAUCGAUAUCUACUUUUCCACUCUGGACUACCAGGACACAACUGUCCACAAGCUUCAAGAGCUGUACUAUGAGAUCGUGCAUGUGCUGAGCCUAAUGCUGGAAGACUUGCCCCAGGAGAAGCCCCAGUCCUUGGAAAAGGUGGAUGAGAAGUAGCUGGGCAUGGGGCACCCAUGUGCCGAGAGCCUUGCAGACCAUGACAGGUCCCUAUUAAACACAGGCUUUCUGA
Messenger RNA from Pan troglodytes (chimpanzee), 4067 nucleotides. It is a transcript of the gene CATSPER3, whose product is annotated as cation channel sperm associated 3. Gene Ontology annotation, molecular function: voltage-gated calcium channel activity. The record is from RefSeq and is a predicted model, not a curated record. Gene Ontology annotation, cellular component: CatSper complex; membrane; acrosomal vesicle. Gene Ontology annotation, biological process: transmembrane transport; sodium ion transport; flagellated sperm motility. The transcript has 8 exons. Bases 2798 to 3994 code for a protein of 398 amino acids. NCBI's taxonomy places the organism in Eukaryota, Metazoa, Chordata, Mammalia, Primates, Hominidae.